UGAGCAGGCAGAGACAUGCAUGCGUCAUCUUCCACCGAUGUAUAUCGUGGAUGGAUGGCUAAGAAAUAUACUCCUCGUUAGCUAGCUAGAUGCCGAUGGAUGGAUGAUGAUGUAUCGGAAAGGCACCCGGGCAGCCAGGAUAUAUCGGAGCAGCUGGUAGGCGGCCGGGUAGCAGCAGCACCGCACGUAACGACUAUAAAAAGUGCAGGUAUAGGCGUGGCGAGCUACGUGCAGUUAAGAUUGCUAGCUAAUUUCCUCUAUAUAAUCGAUCGAGCAGCAGCUAGGGAAUUGAGGCAGCUUAAUUGAUCGAUGGUGGUGGCCAGCAGCAAGAAGAAGCAGGCGGCGAGCAGCAGCUGCAGAGACAGAUCGUAUUCUUCUUCUUCUUCCUCUUGUUCAGUAGCAGCAGUAGUGCAGUCGGCCGAGGCGGCAGGAGGGAUGAGGAAAGGCCCGUGGACGGAGCAGGAGGACGUUCAGCUGGUCUGGUUCGUGCGGCUGCUGGGCGAACGGCGCUGGGAUUUCUUGGCAAAGGUGUCAGGUUUGCGCGGCGGCGGGUGAGCAUAUGCGUGCGUGCAUCGUUUCUCAUCAUGUGGAUGGAUGGAUGGAUGGAUGCAUGCAUGCCCGCAUAUGCACCAUAUUACAUGUAGUUAUCCUGAUGAUUUACUUACUUACCUGCGAUGCUCCGGCCCUCCCUCUCGAUCUUGUGUGUGUUGUGCGUGCGUGGGUGGUGCAGGUCUGCAGCGCAGCGGCAAGAGCUGCCGUCUCCGGUGGGUGAACUACCUCCACCCUGGGCUGAAGCGAGGGCGGAUGAGCCCCGACGAGGAGCGCCUCGUCAUCCAGCUGCACGCCAAGCUCGGCAACCGCUGGUCGCGCAUCGCCAAGAGCAUGCCCGGCCGCACCGACAACGAGAUCAAGAACUACUGGCGCACGCACUUGCGCAAGCUCAAGCUAAUUCAGGCGCACAGCAAGCAGCAGCAGGACGCCACCACCACCACGCCCAUGCCUUCCGACGACCACCACCACACCUCCUCGCCCGUGGCUUCCGACGACGACUCUUCCUCAGCUGCUUCGUCCUCCUCCAACUCCUACAGCCUGCAGCCGGCCAGCCAGGCCCAGGAGGACCAACUACUGCUUCAUCUGCCUCUCUGGAACGACGACUUCGACUGUUGUUGGAGCAGCAACGUCGUCGCUACUCCGCCGCCGAUGGCCGCCUCGCCGCUCUGGGACGACGACGCCCUCUGCUGCUCGGAUUAUUCGCUACCCCUCUCUCUCUGGGGAUCAUCGUCAGGCCACGACGACUACAUCAAGAUGCUCGAUGCCUCCUAAUCACCCAAUCCAUCGAUAUAUACGCCAAUGGAUCAUACCCAUCCUAUAUUAGCUAGCUAGCUUGCAGCUUGAUGCACUUUGCAAGUACCAUGCAUGUAUCCACACACACACACACACACACAUAUAUAUAUAUAUAUAUAUUCAUAUAUGCCUGCCAAGAGAGAUGUAAUAUAUAUAUAAAUUAACUCGAUCGAUCGAUCGUUAAUACUAGCUAGGCAACUUGCAUCUCAAUCGUCUCUGAUCAGUGAUCACUUAAUUUGUACGUACGUACGUAGAGGUUAAUUGUAUUUGUAGCCACUCGAUCACUUUAUUAGUUACUACUACUGCUUUUCCUUCAAUUCCUAUCUAUGUAAGUAACAGCUAGCUAGCUGCUUAUAUACACAUCCAUGUGUCCAUGUUUGUGAUGCCUCUUGUAACAUGCACGCACGAACGCAUAUACUUUUCUGAUA
Oryza brachyantha (malo sina) is the source of this 1772-nucleotide messenger RNA. RefSeq names its product myb-related protein MYBAS2-like. The transcript has a single exon. The coding region runs from base 595 to 1323 and encodes 242 amino acids. NCBI's taxonomy places the organism in Eukaryota, Viridiplantae, Streptophyta, Magnoliopsida, Poales, Poaceae. The record is from RefSeq and is a predicted model, not a curated record.